This is a messenger RNA of Anoplopoma fimbria (sablefish), 1693 nucleotides long. It is a transcript of the gene mad2l1bp, whose product is annotated as MAD2L1 binding protein. The coding region runs from base 23 to 1213 and encodes 396 amino acids. The record is from RefSeq and is a predicted model, not a curated record. Gene Ontology annotation, biological process: regulation of exit from mitosis. NCBI's taxonomy places the organism in Eukaryota, Metazoa, Chordata, Actinopteri, Perciformes, Anoplopomatidae. Gene Ontology annotation, cellular component: nucleus. The transcript has 3 exons.
CCCGGCGGGGACAUUCAAAACCAUGGCAGACGACUCAAACCAAUCCAAAUCAACACCAAACAUAGACGUUUCGACCAUUGCUAACAACGGAGACAAUGGGAUAACGAGGCGACUGACGUUUUCGUCAGAAAAAGACGUUGUCGCGCUGGAGGAAACAAGUAUCACGUCUGAAAACGUGACGUUACAAAGUGUUCCCGACGACUCAAAUCCACGCCGACUGUCUGCGGAAGUCACAGAGCAGCUCUCUCCGCAGGUCGUAAACACGCGUUUAAAGCAGGAAAAUACAACGGAAUUGAAAGAUGCCUCCCCUGAACAUCGAUUAAAUACGAAACGGCAAAUUGAGUACAACGCUGAAGAUAAGGAAAACAACGCUCUGCCCUCCACAACCAGCCCUCCAGAUAACACACAAGAAGAAGAUGACCCUUCUUGUCAGGCAAGUUUGCAAGAUUCCAUUGUGACUGCCGGUAAACAACAUUGCAACACAGAGGACGUUGAUUCUGAGGUGAUGAGAAAAGCACAGGACGAAGGCCGUGUGAACGUGGUUUUCCCUGGCACUGUAACCCAGGAAGGCUGCUGCCGCUUUGUCAGCGAGAUCCUCAAGUGCAUUCUCUAUCAGAGACAGCAACUACCCAUGACCUACGACCAGCUGGUGUACUCCCAGAAGAAACAGCAAGCCUCAAUGCAGGAUAAAGACAUAGUAAGUCGGAGGCCGGUGAAAGUUGCAGAUAUGGAACGGCGCAAGUGUCAACAGACCCUUCAGGAGCUAGAGGAGGUGCUGCAGCAGCUGGAGGUGCUUUUUUCCCUUAGCAGGGUUCCCCGCGUGCUGCUGCUAAUGGGUGGCUCCCUCAUCCUCCCCAAAGAGCUGUAUGAGAUCAACAUGGAGGCUCUGAUAUUAGCUGGGGGAGAUCAAUGUCUACGCGUGUCCUCAUGCUUGAGGCAAGUCUUCCGCACCCUGUUUGUGGCUGACCUUUUGUCUGACAACAAACCUGUUCGUUUAAUGCCCACCACAGUCUUGGCACUGGCUCACAGGGAUUGCGGUGUAGGUUGGUUCCGCCCUAAACUCCAAUUUAAAAUGCCAACUCGUGUAAAACACCAAAUUAUUGCUCUGUCUACUGAUCCCAGUAUCUGUAAGGAACCAAGGGCACAGGCGUCAGACUGGUUGGAUUAUGUGUGGUUUCAGGCGCCCAUGACUAUCAAGGGCGUUGGCAACUGACUGAAAAAGUUCGGGAUCACAUAGUCUUAGAUUGGAGCUCUCUUUCUUGGGACUUUAUAUUACAAUUACAUUUUAAUGGUGCUUCAAGUGAAUUUGAACUUGAAUUUUGGAUUGAGCGCUCCGUAUUUUAAUGAAUUAUGAGUAACGUUUUUUCUGAUUGUGAUUAAAAGCAUUUCACCUAAAAUAUUGACAAGCAGUAUGGUGUACUACCUUUUUUAUAGUCUUCUGAAAUGCUGAGAGAAUCUGUUAACAAGAGGCUUUAUUUGUUUGUGAAAUCUAUUAAGAACAUUGUGUAUCAUUGUUAAUAUUUGUGAAGAAUGUUUUACGUGUUUUGCAAAAAGAAAAAUCACUCAAAUUUUAGAGAUGUUAAGCACAGACCAACACACACAAUAUUGGUGUAAUAUAUUUUGAGCAGAACUUGAAAGGUUUAAUGCAUUACAUUGCUUUCUUUAAUCCAAUCUUUGAAUACAUUGGAAUGCA